This is a messenger RNA of Lucilia sericata (common green bottle fly), 620 nucleotides long. RefSeq names its product cytochrome c oxidase subunit 5B, mitochondrial-like. Gene Ontology annotation, cellular component: mitochondrial envelope. Lineage: Eukaryota; Metazoa; Arthropoda; Insecta; Diptera; Calliphoridae. Bases 115 to 477 code for a protein of 120 amino acids. Gene Ontology annotation, biological process: mitochondrial electron transport, cytochrome c to oxygen. The record is from RefSeq and is a predicted model, not a curated record. The transcript has 3 exons.
AUUUUCUUGAAAAAUCAAAUUUUCUAUGAUUUUUCCAACAAUUUUUAAAAAAAAAUAACAAAAAUAUUCCAUAAUUUUCUUUUUUUAAGUUGAUUUUUCAUAAAAUUUCAAAUCAUGUCCUUUAUGUUACGCCGAUUUCUUAAUAGAUCAUUUUUACAACAAAGAUUUUUUACCCAAACUCUUAAGCUAAAGCAAGAAAUGUCCGAUCCUUUGCAAUUAUGCACUGGCCUGCAGAAAAAGGAAAUAGAAGCCUAUAUGGAGGGUAAUUGUGAUCCUUAUCAUAUGAAGGUAUUAAAAAGAGGCAGUGGUACUAAGGAAAAUCCCACCUUAAUACCUUCGGCCUUUAGUGGGCGUAUAGUGGGUUGUAUAUGUAAAGACAAUCGUUUUGUGAAUUAUAUGUGGCUGGAAAAAGAUUGUCCAAAACGUUGUGAAUGUGGUCAUUGGUAUAAAUUGAAGGAAGUUGAGCGAUUUUCUUGAUUAUUUUCUGAUUUCUGUAACGAAUACAAUAUUUUAAACUUACCCAAGUAUUCUUACAGUAUUUUUAUAGAAUUUCUUUAAAAUCUUUUUUAAUAAAUUGUAUAUUUUCCGUUUUAUUAUUUCACCUUAACCUAAAGUCAUAC